Messenger RNA from Penicillium soppii, 1236 nucleotides. RefSeq lists its product as uncharacterized. Gene Ontology annotation, biological process: spliceosomal complex disassembly. The transcript is spliced from 2 exons. The coding region runs from base 1 to 1236 and encodes 411 amino acids. The record is from RefSeq and is a predicted model, not a curated record. NCBI's taxonomy places the organism in Eukaryota, Fungi, Ascomycota, Eurotiomycetes, Eurotiales, Aspergillaceae. Gene Ontology annotation, cellular component: U2-type post-mRNA release spliceosomal complex.
AUGAGCUCUAAAUUUGCCAAACGCAGAAUGCCCCGCAAGAUUGGCGGGGAUGAUGAAGAAGACGAUGCUGGUGUGCCUGAACCCAUUGUCAAACGCCCAACUAGCUCCAAGCUGAAAGCGAAGCCAAAGUCAAAAUUGAACCUGUCAUUUGGUCCCGGCGAGACGUCGAUGAACGAUGAUGGAGACGAAGACAGCGAAGUCAUCAUUCCCAAACGACACGGCCUGGGGCGCACGGCUGUUGAAAAGAGAGCCAGCCAGCGUUUUCCAGGACUAUCUGAAACCCUUUCUGCGCGAGUCAACCACGAGCAAGAUCGGCCAAGCUACAACAAUGACUACUUAAAAGAACUUCGCGACUCCACCCCCUCAACACCCAAAACCAAUACCGAUGACGAGACAAGCAAAACUGUGGACGUCGCAGCCAAAUUUGGGGAGAUUAUGACAGUCUCAGGUCAAUCACACAUUCCCAGCGAAGCAGAGAUCCGCGAGAAGAAAGCCAGACGCGCCCGUCUGGCCUUGGAGCACGGCGUCGAGGACGAUGGAUACAUUGCACUAGACGACAACGAUGCCACGCAUGUUGAUGAUUGGGAUGCCGUGGCAAGGGGCGAAAAGGAAAUGGAAGAUACACGACUGACCCGGGAUGAUGAGGACUUUGCGGAAGGUUUCGAAGAAUACGUAGAAGACGGCAAGAUCUCCCUCGGGCGGAGGGCCGAGCGUGAGAAGAAGCGGAAAGAUCGUGAAGCCAUGCGCGAACUUAUCGAUGACGCCGAGGGCAUCUCCGACGAGAAUGAUUCAGACCUGGAAGAGAAAGCUGCCUAUGAGGCUGCACAGACGAAAGCUGCAAUGGGUCGUGGCAAAUCAGAUGGUUUCGAUAGACCGAAGACGCCUCCUAAAGUGACUUCCCUCCCGCGCUUAGCUAACAGCUUCGAACGCUUACGCAUGUCCCUGGCCUCUAUGGAAGUGGCGAAAACGCAAAUGAUCAGCCGGAUGGAGGAGCUGAGGAAGGAGAAAGCUGACAUCGCGGUUCGUGAGGUGGAAGUUCAAAAGAUGAUCAAGGAGGCUGGUGACAAUUAUGAGCGAUUGAAGAAAGAAGCUGGUGCCAAGCCUAACGCAGAUGCUACCAAUGGAGCCCUUGAAAAGUCAAGAGGGUUGGAAAGUAUUGGUGCGCCCGUGCCCCGGUCCAACUCUUCGGAAGAAUCUUCAGACUCAAGUUUUGAAGACGAUGAUGAAGAGUCUUAA